AUGUGUCCCUGUCCCAGUGCCUCUUGCAAGUGGCAAGGCUCCCUCGAGCAGGUCAUGCCACACCUCAUGAGCGUCCACAAGAGUAUCACCACUCUCCAAGGAGAGGACAUUGUGUUCCUGGCAACAGACAUCAAGCUGCCAGGUGCAGUGGACUGGGUCAUGAUCCAGAGUUGCUUCAGCCACCACUUUAUUUUGGUGCUGGGGAAGCAAGAGAAGUUUGAUGGCCACCAACAGUUCUUUGCCAUUGUGCAGCUCAUUGGGUUCAGGAAACAGGCUGAAAACUUUGCAUACAGCUUCUCCCUGCACCGAGGACCGCCAAGCAGCACCAGAGAGGCACGAGUACGUAAGCACCGCCUGCCUGCCACCUCCCUUGGUCCUCAAGGCUCGUCACUUCAAGGACCAUAUCUCUCUGCCAAGUUCGAGUGGGAUCUGACACUUGGGGACGAGGGGGAGUAUGCGCCGGUGGUGGCCAACAUGACUUGA
Messenger RNA from Scylla paramamosain (green mud crab), 483 nucleotides. RefSeq names its product E3 ubiquitin-protein ligase Siah2-like. Gene Ontology annotation, cellular component: cytoplasm. Gene Ontology annotation, molecular function: ubiquitin protein ligase activity; ubiquitin conjugating enzyme binding. Lineage: Eukaryota; Metazoa; Arthropoda; Malacostraca; Decapoda; Portunidae. Gene Ontology annotation, biological process: multicellular organism development; proteasome-mediated ubiquitin-dependent protein catabolic process. The record is from RefSeq and is a predicted model, not a curated record. Bases 1 to 483 code for a protein of 160 amino acids. The transcript has 4 exons.